Molecule: messenger RNA, 852 nt
Organism: Aureobasidium musti
Lineage: Eukaryota; Fungi; Ascomycota; Dothideomycetes; Dothideales; Saccotheciaceae
Source: the annotation of a GenBank genome assembly
GCGCUGGCUGGAAAUGUUAAUCCAUCGCCUGCAGUUCGCGACNNAAGGGCCUAUACUCGUCGUCAAGUCCUCGGUCUGUCACAACCGCCUCUUACACAACUUNNCACAAUGUCUGUCCCGAGCAGACUCUUCUCGCAGGGACUGCACAUCCGCCAAUCGACCCUACCACCGACCUUCCUCCUCCCAUCUCUCUUCACCUCUUCAUUCUCGACAACGACCCCGGCAUGUGCUCGUCGUGACGGCAACAGAAACAGAGGUGUAUCUGCCCUUCGUCGCACUGGUCUCCGCCCUCGCCAGACCCUCUCUGUCAAGCCCGAGGACCUGCCCAAGCCUGUUACCGAUAGCAAACAGCGUUCCCAAGUCGACGUAGAUCCCGACCAUGGUCUAUGGGGUUUCUUCAAUCGCGACAGAUAUCCCUUUGCAACCCCCGAAUAUGACAACAGCCACGGCCGAGCAUGGACUAUUGUUGAGCUGAGAGCGAAGGACUUUGAAGAUUUGCACAAGUUGUGGUGGGUUUGUGUCNNAAGGGAAAGGAACAGGCUUUCGACCGAAAGAUAUGCAAGACAAAAAGCAAAGGCAGGUUAUGGUGAUUACGAGUCCGAAGAAAGAGAAUAUCAGCACGUUCUAACUGAGCGCUGGUACGCUUGGGAAGAUGCUCGCAUGCUUGCUGAGUCUGACCCCAGCGUCAACCUAUUCCCUGCUGAAGGCGAGCCAUCGUACACGCCCGAGCAAGUGGAAUUCUUGGAGUACGACGAGCCUCAAUCAACACAGCAAGACGAGCAGCUGCCUCUACCAGACGCUCAAUCACAAGUUAUGCCCGAGCAGACCAAGGCACAGCAAGAGACGCGGGUG